AUGAAUGAAAAUAAAGAUCUUGUUACUUCACUUCCACCUAUUAAAUUGUGUGAAUCUAAUAGGCCCUUAGAACCUAAUAAUAUCCCUUAUAUAAUUGACUUUUGGCAUUUACCUCAUUUUCAUGUUUCUAAUGUAUUUAUACCUAUCCUGCAAAAAUCUGUCAGUAAGAAAACACGUUGGUCUAAGGGAUAUGAAAUAGCAAAGAAAGUACUAAAUCUGAUGAUACAGCUUAAUUGUGAUGACGAGUUCUUUAAUAUUAUGGAGAAAUUUAUUUCAACUA
This is a messenger RNA of Scutellospora calospora, 280 nucleotides long. NCBI's taxonomy places the organism in Eukaryota, Fungi, Glomeromycota, Glomeromycetes, Diversisporales, Gigasporaceae. The record is from the annotation of a GenBank genome assembly.